Molecule: messenger RNA, 1442 nt
Organism: Fomitiporia mediterranea MF3/22
Lineage: Eukaryota; Fungi; Basidiomycota; Agaricomycetes; Hymenochaetales; Hymenochaetaceae
Product: NAD-binding protein
Exons: 6
Coding region: 315-1328 (337 amino acids)
Source: RefSeq, a predicted model, not a curated record
CAAGGAACUAUCUGACGGUGGAUGCUGAGUAUUGAUGCUACCCUAUUGUCGAAAGACCUUCACACCAACUCUGACCCACUAAGAGCUGUAGUUGUUGCUGAUACAUCCUCUCAGUCAAGCAUCGUACAAUUGUUUCUCUUGAUUAUGUGACUCAGUCGGUCCCGGAUGAAGUUCUGACCAGACUAAAUUCAUAGAAGCAGGCGCUUCUUCUCUGACGUCAGUUGCUUGCCUCAGCAAUUUUCUCAGACAGCUGUAUUAUAAAGGGUAAACCGGAUUUCUGCAAAGCAGCUCAAAGUCCUUUCUUUGUUUUAGCCAUGUCUACUCCAAACGCAAUUCUCGAUAAACUUACUGCGAGCAACAUCUUCGACCUUCGGGGUGUCGUUGCUGUUAUCACUGGUGGUGGAACGGGAAUAGGUCUCAUGAUAAGCACGACGCUGAUGGCAAAUGGAGCCACAGUUUAUAUCAUUGGCCCUAAGCAGGAGCAGCUCGACGCAAUAUCUAAGGUCUAUAAUGAUACCGUGCAAGGACAGUCUGGAAGAGGCAAGCUUGUCGGGCUGCAAGGUGACAUACGACUUAAGGAAGAAGCAAAGCGUUUGGCAGAUGAGGUAGGCAGACGAGAGUCUCAUGUUACUGUCCUCUUCAAUAACGCUGGGAUCCUCGAAGGCAGACUUUCUCGUCCACCCGCCGACUCAGCCCCAAACUCCUCUCUCGAGCCAGCCUCGAAGCCAACGUCAGCAGCCGAAUAUCUCAACCGUUACUGGGAAGUUACUCCAGACCAAUUCGACAACACUCUACGCACAAACGCGUUUUCAGCCUACUGGAUUUCCGCAGCUUUCCUCCCUCUUCUCGAAGCAUGGAAAACUAGCCCAGGCGGGAAGAAGUUCGCACCUCAAAUCAUCAUGACGUCCAGCAUGAAUGGCUGGACGAAGGACCUCUCUACGGCCGGCUUAUCCGUCCCUUACGCAAUGAGCAAGAGUGCUAUUGGACAUUUUACGAGUACCCUCGCGCAUGAUUUACUUCCUUUGGAAAUUCGAGUGAAUGGAAUCGCACCGGGUUGGUUUAUCACGGAUAUGACUGCCCCUGGUACUAUUGACGCAGCGGGAAUUUCGCAUAUUGAUCCAAAUGAGACUGCGAAUAUCCCUGCAGAUAAGCUGCCUAUCUUUGAUAUACCGACUCGUCAAGCGCCUGGGACGGGAGUCCCUGUGAUGGGUGGGACGAACCGUGAUAUGGGAACACUUGCACUUUUCCUUGUUGCUAACUGGUAUGUCAACGGAGAGACUGUCCUAAUUGACGGCGGAACGUUGUUGAGACACCCGUCAUCAUAUUAAACCAACAACGAUAUUGUACCCCUGUGAAAUAAGAUUAACGUGCAGAAAGCCAUGCCAUAUACAGAAUAUGCGAUUUGUGUACCGGUUUGAAAGGAAAUAUAAAGUUAUUCAUCU